AUUUUAUAUAAAAAGAGAGCAAUGGAUUAAAAAACUAAAGUGGAAGUAUAUUAAAAAUAUUAUAAAGUAGAGUGAUAUAUGUGAUCAUUAGAAUAAAUAUUUUAAACAAAGUAAACCUUUACUAUUAAGUUAAAUCAUCAAUAUAAGAUUAAACUAACCUCGACCAGAAGAGCGAAAAUAUCACUCAGAAGCAAUUAAAUAAGUAUAAUUUUUUAUAGAAUAGUUGUAGUAAGCUAAAGUAUUUAAUGUGAAUAAAUGGCAGGAAAUGAUUGACAAAGAAGAAUUGUUCUAAAUGUCAUUGACUGGUCAUUUAAUUAAAGCAAUUUAGCUUCAAAAUGGUAAUGCUGCCUUAAAUAACCUCAUUAAUGUAACAGAACCUUAUCUCCCAUUCUUAAGAAGAUAAAAUGGUAAAAAUUUCACAGGUUUGGCUACAAGAACAGUAAAAGGAUGUUUAUCUGCUGUAGUUUUUAAAAGAAAUGAUGAAUCAAGCUGGUCUGUAGAUGAAACUAAAGUUGAAGAAUUUAUUAAUCUAGCUAAUAGAAAAUUAACAUAGUUUUUAGAAAAACUCAAAAAAAAUUUUCCAAAUUAUGACUGCAUAAAAUAAGAAUCAAAUGGAAAAAAAUCUAAAAAAAAAAUUAAAGCUGAAGCUAAACGAGAUUAUGAUUAACAAAAUAAUCCUUUUUAAUAAUUUUUAGAUUAAAAGUCUGACAUGCAAGAUCAUAUUAAGAUUGAAAACAAUUUUUAAUCAUUUGAUUAAAAUGCUACUAAUAGAGUCAAUUCAGAUUGGCUUUAUUCAAUCAGUGACAAUAUAUUUAAAAAUCUUUAGUAUAUUAGAUCAGGUGAUAAAUUAGAUGAUUAGUUUUUAGGAAACUUAAUAGCCUUUUGCAACAUGAAAAGUUAGUUAGAUAGAAUAUAAGAUUGUUCAAGAUAUGUUGAUUGA
Paramecium sonneborni is the source of this 940-nucleotide messenger RNA. Lineage: Eukaryota; Ciliophora; Oligohymenophorea; Peniculida; Parameciidae. The record is from the annotation of a GenBank genome assembly.